Molecule: messenger RNA, 3085 nt
Organism: Lycium barbarum (goji berry)
Lineage: Eukaryota; Viridiplantae; Streptophyta; Magnoliopsida; Solanales; Solanaceae
Product: protein TPX2-like
Exons: 16
Coding region: 691-2064 (457 amino acids)
Biological process (GO): mitotic spindle assembly; activation of protein kinase activity; regulation of mitotic spindle organization
Cellular component (GO): mitotic spindle; nuclear microtubule
Molecular function (GO): microtubule binding; protein kinase activator activity
Source: RefSeq, a predicted model, not a curated record
CCCUUAAGUUAAGUGUAAUAUUUCCAAUUGCAAUUAUUUUUCGAUCCAUGUAAGAAUCUAAAAUUAAAAUAAAAGUGAAAUUGCAAGUUUGAAGAUGAAUCAAACUCUUGAUAUUGCAAUGUGAGAAAUUAUGGCAAACAAAAAAGAAAGAGAAAAGAAAAAAGGAAAAUGAAAAAGUGAUAAUUCCAAAAUGUCGUUAUGCGAUAAAUAAUGUGGGCGUUUUUGUAAUACUCCCUUGGUCCCAAUUUAUCUAAACUUUAAAGUUAAAUUAACUCAACAUUUUAACAUUAAAAAAUAUAUAUUUAAAAACUAAUGGAGUGUCAAUUUGGUGAAAGUUGAUGGAGAGGAAGUUGUGCUAUUACAUUUCCAAAAGAGGAGCAGCAAAAUUUGAAAUAUGGGUGAUAGCCCAAAACUCCAAAGCCUCGACAUAUAUGAGAGAGACAGAGUAGUAGGAGUAUAAAAGGAUCACCGCGUCUUCACCGCCCAUAACGAGAAAAUUUCGCCUUUGAAAUCAUCAUUUGGCAAUAAAAGCUUUCACCCUCGCCACGUCCAUUGUUCAAGGACCAUGUGAACCAACACAUUCCAUAAACCAGGACACAUCGAUGAUUUCCUCUCAAUUUCUCGUUCGGUAAUAACUUGUUGCAUGUUUAUGGAAUACGUUUUUUUUUGUUAUAUGUUUAUAGAAACAGAAUGGACGAAGAAAUGGAGGAAUUCAUUGUAGAAUGUAUGGAGGCAUCGGAAAUAGACUCGGAAUAUGAGUUUGACGCUGCUCGGUUUUAUGAUUUCUGCCGACCGGAGUCAACUUCCGAGGCUGAAGAUGCCCAGCGCUGGUUUCAAACCUCUGGCAAUUAUCCGCCUUCUCCUCUCAUUAUAAAGUUAAACCUGGGGAAAGAGAUUACAGCAGGAAACUCAAAUGGUUGCUCAAGGUUACAAGAUGGGAAAACGGCAAAAUCAAAAGGCAACAACUCAUACGUUCCUGUUGGUUCUGAAGUUUCGCCCUCCAAAUCGAAAAAUAAAGUGUUUUACUGGUUUCCUUGUCCCCGCUCAGGAACAAUAUCUAAAGGUCAAACUACUCAUGAAAUUUCUAAGACAAAGCCAGAGCCAAGAUCUUCAAAUACAAGAGGUUCAACUUUAAUGAAGCCCACGGCUAGUCAUUUGGCUAAACAGAAGUCGCAGAAAACAUCUGACAAGACUGAUGUGACAAGCUCACAGAAUUCUUUGGCUUUCGAAAAUAUUGCUACCAAAAGGCAAAAGCUAGAGAUUGGUUAUCUACUUAAGAUUGCUCACUUGAAGCAUCAACGUCUACUAUCUCACAAGAUAUCCAAAAAGGAUACCUCAUCCAUCUAUAACUCGGCACAUCCCAAAUCUAAAGUUACUGUUCCAAGAGAACCUGAACUAGAAACUCUGCAGAGGGCACAAAGGAGAAUUUUCAGGUACAACAAGGACUCAAAGUCAAGUGAAAUCACAAAAGCCAAAACCCAAAUGCUUAAAGCACAGCCCUUGAACAGAAAUAUACUCAAGGCUGCUACAUUACCUCCUCUCAGAAAUAGUAGAGCACCAUUGCCUGAGUUUCAUCAGUUAUCAAACUCUCCAAAUGCCAAUUGCGCCGCACAAAACGCUUUAGCGGACUUCAAAAGACCAAACACUCAAAAUGCUGUGAAGCAGGGAAAAUCUGUAACAUCGCUCAAAUCAAGAUCUCAUAAAUGUAACAAGAUAUUUCCAAGUAGGGAAGAUCAUGGCAUAGGUGACAACGUUGGACAAGAAAGAACAAACUCAAUGGUAACACAUGAUUUCAUUGAUUCCAAAUCCAUAUUUGAUCAGAAACUUUCAGUGCAUCCGCCAAUUGAACUGCUCAAUAAGUUAUCCCUCAGAUCUGAAAAGGAAACAAGUGAAGUGGCUAAGACAAAAAAGAACCCCUCAGCAAAGGAGUUAAAGGAGAAUGCUCCAAAUUGUUUGCAGAUUAAAUUUCGGAAAUGUGUUGGAAAGCCAAAUCAGUGUGCGGCAGAGAGGGGCACCAGGAUUGGGCACCACUCCAACAUGAACAGGAGCUUGGGGAUCCGAUGAGAAUUUUGUGGCUAACAUAUGUGGUUGUUGAAUUGCUGCAAGUUGUUGCUUGGAUCUAAGAUGGUUCCCGCACCUGCAGACCUCUACUUCAUGGAAGGUAGAUCCUCCUAACUCCGGGAGUUAUGUGGAAGUAUAUGCCUUUAGCUAUAGCAAAGAAAUAAAAGACUGUCCUCGAGACUUGCAACACCAAUUUUUUUGGCUAGCACUGUACAGCAAGUCAAAUAGAGUGUAUUCCUUUUGGUCUGUUAUCUACAUCAGCAAGGUACAUGUGCUAGGAAGGGGAUUAUAGUCUUUUAAUUACCCAAUGUAUAAACUUAUAUCAACUCAACAGUUCAAAAGGAAAUGAUCCAGAGAGAAAAAUUGCUACUGUACGUUACUCGGUCGGAUCCUCCUUCCUUCCGUACCUUCCAGUCCAAAGAACCCUUCGUGGUAUCAUUCUUUCUCCAUCUCUCUGUUAAUUGGAGGGAGUGCAUCCAAGUUUCAUUCCAAAAAGCUCUUCAAGGUAUGCGACAUUGCGAAGUUCAAUUCCAGUUGGACUUUGCCAUGUCUUUUAAGUCUAAGCAUCACAUAGGCUAUUGUGCGCAUGAGUUGGCUUCACUAACUCUUAACUUUUUUGCAUGUGAGGGUUCUAAUCGGGAUUCAGGAUUUGAAUUUUCUGAUUCGAUUUCAGGAUUCUACCACCACCUAUUUGAUUUACUGGGUUAGAAAUUUAUAAUUUGUACUUUUUAGUGAAUUUUUUAACACAUACAAGGUCUGAGCCAAAGCAUUUAGGUUAGUAUGAACUCAUAUGACACACACUAGAUCCUCUGCUGGUUCAAUUUGUAAGACAUUGAGAUAGAGUUGGAAUGACAUGGGAAAGUGGCGUAUAGGAGGCAAUGGUUUUUUCUGCCUAUUACACUCUGUUAUCUCUAGUGAUCACUUGGUAUACGUACACUUAUCCAGCAUAUUGAACUUGUGUAUUCCACUCGCUCCUCAUCUCUGAGAGCAACUCCUCUUUUUAGAAUUUAAGAAACUACUAACC